GUUUCUAAAAAGCGGGUGGACUGGCCCUUUCCGUCGAGUUCCUGCAUAAAUUAAACGCCCGAAUCGUAUGAUGCCUACGUCAGCGCGUCGUGACGUCAGCGCGCAGGCCGUGUUUGAUUUUUUUCCGCUGUGUGAAGAUGGCGGAGUGCGGGGUGAAUGGAAGAGGCGAGGAGUGAAACUGGGGGAAGAAUCCGCCUCCCGCUGCACUUCCACGGCGUUUCUCGUCUCCAUGAGUUCCCGCUGAAGCCCGCCGAGACUCUCUCCACCUUAAAAAGAGGGGAAUCAAAACACUAGGAUGGGAAUAUGACACAGAGCAAGAAGAAGAAGCGGGUGAAUCGCAGUCUGCUGCUGGCCAAGAAGAUCAUCAUCAAGGAUGGAGGAGCGCCUCAGGGGUUCGGCUCCCCCACCGUUUACCACGCCGUCAUCGUCAUAUUCCUGGAGUUCUUCGCCUGGGGCUUGUUGACCGCGCCGACGCUGGUGGUUCUUCAUGAAACAUUCCCGAAGCACACGUUUCUGAUGAAUGGACUCAUACAGGGAGUUAAGGGCUUGCUGUCGUUUCUGAGCGCCCCUCUUAUUGGCGCCCUGUCCGAUGUGUGGGGCAGGAAGUCCUUUCUGCUUCUCACAGUCUUCUUCACAUGUGCUCCCAUCCCUUUGAUGAAGAUUAGUCCAUGGUGGUAUUUUGCAGUCAUCUCCGUAUCAGGAGUGUUCGCCGUGACCUUCUCUGUAGUUUUUGCAUAUGUGGCCGACAUCACGCAGGAGCAUGAGCGCAGCAUGGCGUACGGGCUGGUUUCAGCCACGUUUGCUGCGAGUUUGGUCACCAGCCCGGCCAUCGGGGCCUACCUGAGCCGCGUGUAUGGAGACAGCCUGGUGGUGGUGCUGGCUUCGGCCAUCGCCAUGCUGGAUAUCUGCUUCAUCCUGGUGGCCGUGCCCGAGUCGCUUCCGGAGAAAAUGCGCCCGGCGUCCUGGGGAGCCCCCAUCUCCUGGGAGCAGGCGGACCCUUUUGCCUCCCUGAGGAAAGUGGGCCAGGACUCCACAGUGCUGCUCAUCUGCAUCACAGUGUUUCUCUCAUAUCUCCCCGAGGCUGGACAGUACUCCAGCUUCUUCUUGUACCUGCGACAGAUAAUGGGAUUUUCCCCUGAAAGUGUUGCUGCUUUCAUAGCUGUACUAGGAUUGCUUUCAAUUGUUGCACAGACUGUAGUAUUAAGUUUACUAAUGCGUUCCAUCGGGAACAAGAACACAAUCUUACUGGGACUGGGGUUCCAGAUUCUGCAGCUGGCCUGGUACGGGUUCGGAUCGGAGCCGUGGAUGAUGUGGGCCGCUGGCGCCGUCGCCGCGAUGUCCAGCAUCACCUUCCCUGCCGUCAGCGCCCUGGUGUCCCGCACGGCCGACCCAGACCAGCAAGGUGUUGGGCAGGGAAUGAUCACAGGCAUCCGCGGCCUCUGUAACGGCCUGGGACCGGCUCUCUACGGUUUCAUCUUCUACAUCUUUCACGUGGAGCUGGACGAGGUUCCUGACACUGGUGCUGAUGUAGAGCACCACCCUCAGCUCCACCAGCAGAGUGCAAUAAUCCCUGGUCCUCCGUUCCUGUUUGGCGCCUGCUCUGUGCUGCUGGCCCUCCUGGUGGCGCUCUUCAUCCCCGAGCACUCUCACCUGGGCUCCCGCACGGGCAGCUGGAAGAAGCACACGUCGCCCCACGGGCACCCCCACAGCCCCCAGCCGCCAGGGGAGGCCAAGGAGCCCCUCCUGCAGGACACUAACGUCUGAUGGACUGCUCGCUGGACGGCCAGAACCAGCUCCCUCUCCAGACUGUAAAACGGGUCGGCAGGUAUCGGGGAGAAUGUAAAGCUAUCAGAAGCAAAACUGGCAGUUUUUAAGAGAGAAAAAUGUGUACAUAGAGGAACAUAUAUUUAAUGAUGGUUCUGUCCAAAGGCACUGUUGCAAUGGCUUGUAUUUAUUCCUUUUUUUUCCAUCCUUUCUUUUUUUUUCUAUUGAGUUUCUGACCAUUUUGUGCAUUUAUGUGAUGAUUCUACACGGAAACGGCUCACUCAGGGACAUGAACCUUGGUCAAGAAUGUUUCUGGACGCAGCAUUUUUUUUUUUUUUUUUUUCCCCCCCAGUCUGAAAACAAAAACAGCGUUACUGACCUUAAGCAAAGCAGUCAUUAUCCAGAUUGGGAGCCUGUACAAAGACUUAAACCCUUUCUUUUGGUUAAGACUAGAACACCGGGUGCUUGUGGUCAGUCGGGUGCACAGGUGUGCAGGUUCAAAUGACCCUGUUAGGAACAGCCUUAAUCAACAGCUCAGCUUCAGACUGUGAAGGAGAAGCUGUGUGGCGAAGUGGACGAUACAGCUUCAUUUUUACAGUACCUUUAUUUUUCAUGCUUAUCAGGAUUGUUGCCUAUGUAUUAUUAUUAUUAUUAUUAUUAUUAUUAUUAUUAUUAUUAUUAUUAUUUGUACCACUUUAGCGUUAUUGGUGCCUUCCCCAACAUGUGGUUGUGUUGUUUAGCACAGCAGUUCUUAAUCCGAGUGCUGGGAGCUCCAUGCGCUGCGUCUGCUUUACUGCUGCUCACCUGUAAUACACCUGACUCGGGUCAGCAGGUAACUGAUCUUUUCAUGCUCCACCAUCUAAUGUGCCCUUUCAUAGCAACGGUUGCCAGGUUGGACAAGCUUUACAGAACACGGUCAGAAAUCUCAUUCAGCCUAAUUAGAAACUGUCGUGAUUUUUGUUCAGUCUUAUGCUGAAUCUACCACCUUGAUGACUUCAAGCUCAAACACAAAAGAUCCAGUAAUAAAACCACACAGGAUUGUUUGCUUUUGAUUGCAGGUUCUGUUUAAGUUGGCUUGAAAACAUUUUCAUUAAUCUUUCUUUUUUUUGUAUUGUUCUAAAAAGGUUGCAACAGCUAGAACCAUGAAACCAUGCAGGAUCGUAGAGGCUGUAGAGGAAUAGUGUGCUAGUGCUUUUGGCUCUGAUCGCAUGUACAGCCUUGGUUUCGUAACUCCCUGGUUUACUGUAGCAACGGCCUAGCAACUUCCUGAGAUUCUAUAGCAACAGCCUAACACACAUUAGCAACUACCUGGAAUUGCAUAGCAACAGCUUAGCAACUGCUUGAGAUCCCAUAGCUACAUCUUGCCAACUUCCUGAGAUUCCAUACCAACAAUCUAGCAGCAUCUUAGCAACUGCCUGGAAAUCAAUAGCAACGGCCUAGCAACUUCCUGGAUUUCCAUAGCAACAGCUUAGCAACAUCUUAGCAAGUCCUUGGGAUUCCAUAGCAACAGCCUAGAAACGUCUUAGCAACCAUCAGUAACAACAUGGCAGCACCCUAGCAACCAUCUGGGACUUCAUAGCAACAGCUUUACCAAGCCAACGUUUAUUCGCGGGUUUUUGGCUUCGUUAUCUUUUGUAAACGUUCUUCUCCAGCCGAGCAACAGUUGCUAUGAAAGACUGCAUUUGUGGGCGGAGCAUGAAUGGGUCAGGUAUUCAGCCCCUCAUGAACGUUUGGUGUAUUAGAGGAGAUAAACGGAUGCAAAGCAUGGAAAAAACGGAGGACUGGAAACAGAAACCACAAGCUGAACGGACGAGUGCAGCUGAUGGGACCAGGUGGAAAGAUCUUAAAGGGAAACUUCAGUGCUUUUCAGCCGAAUUUCUAUCCCACCAUCGUUCAUCGUUUCUCUGUACUUAACGAAGGAACGGAGAACCUGUCGUCUCGAAACACACCUGCUAAUUAACGUCCAUCCUAGGCGUGGACUCGGCUGUUCUUCUGCUCUCUAAGGGAAAACCGCAGCCCGUGCCAGUUGCCGGUUUGAUCUCCCAGGUAGAGGCGAGGCUGAAAGUGGAGUGGCCCUUUAAGAUCCUCCUCCAGUAAGUUUACACAGGAAACAUUCAGACCACGUUACGUCACCACGCAGGACCUUCACUCGGCGGUCAGCAGGCGUGCACUGAAAAGGGUGCAGGAGAUGAAUUUGUUAGUGGCCUUCUAUACUUUACACUUUUGUUUUGUUUGUUUUGGGAAAGAAAGUUUUGCUUGUUUUUAACAAGAUAUUUUGACCAAAUAUGUAGAUUUUAUUGAAAUUAUGACAGGAGUGAAUUUAUCUGAAGUAGCUUUCCUUUCUGACUUAUUUAUGAGUUGAUUUCCUCCAUUAUUUCUUGACUCGAGUCUCGAUACUGUAUGCUUUUCCAUGUUCUGUGGUUGUUUUGCUGCCUUUUAUUAUUCAUUUUAAAAUAGUUACCGUCAACUGAACAUGUAAAUAUGACUAAGUAUCCAAACAUUUCAAUAAAAGUAUUUUUGACUUA
This is a messenger RNA of Pygocentrus nattereri (red-bellied piranha), 4289 nucleotides long. It is a transcript of the gene slc71a1-1, whose product is annotated as major facilitator superfamily domain containing 14A 1. The record is from RefSeq and is a predicted model, not a curated record. Gene Ontology annotation, cellular component: membrane. The transcript has 12 exons. NCBI's taxonomy places the organism in Eukaryota, Metazoa, Chordata, Actinopteri, Characiformes, Serrasalmidae. Gene Ontology annotation, biological process: transmembrane transport. Bases 304 to 1764 code for a protein of 486 amino acids. Gene Ontology annotation, molecular function: transmembrane transporter activity.